Erinaceus europaeus (western European hedgehog) is the source of this 527-nucleotide messenger RNA. It is a transcript of the gene SNRPG, whose product is annotated as small nuclear ribonucleoprotein polypeptide G. The record is from RefSeq and is a predicted model, not a curated record. Bases 198 to 392 code for a protein of 64 amino acids. Gene Ontology annotation, cellular component: U1 snRNP; U5 snRNP; U2-type prespliceosome. The transcript is spliced from 4 exons. Gene Ontology annotation, molecular function: RNA binding. Gene Ontology annotation, biological process: spliceosomal snRNP assembly; mRNA splicing, via spliceosome. NCBI's taxonomy places the organism in Eukaryota, Metazoa, Chordata, Mammalia, Eulipotyphla, Erinaceidae.
CAUAUUCCCUUAGCACGCCAGGCGUGGCUAUCGCGGUCGGAGGCCGCCCCAGAAUCCCGCCGGAACCCCCGCGUCUGGGGGUUUGAAGCCCGCGCUGACGGCCUUUCAGCGCUGCCCGCAUGGUCUCCAUCUGCGCUCUCCUUGCCUCCCUGGCCUGAACGCUUCCUCCCACAUACCACCCUCGGCUGUCCAGAUUUAUGGACAAGAAGUUGUCAUUGAAAUUAAAUGGCGGUAGACAUGUCCAAGGAAUUCUGCGGGGAUUUGACCCAUUUAUGAACCUUGUGAUAGAUGAAUGUGUGGAAAUGGCAACUAGUGGGCAACAAAACAAUAUUGGGAUGGUGGUAAUACGUGGAAAUAGCAUCAUCAUGUUAGAAGCCUUGGAACGAGUAUAAAUACAGUGACUGUUCAACAAGAUUGUUCAACAUGUCCCCUCUUCCACUGCAUCUUUUCACUUUGAUAUAAAAAUUAGGUUAUGUACAUUUUCUUACUGAGUUUUGUUAAAUAAACUUUUGUAAUAGUCAAAAAUA